This is a messenger RNA of Aegilops tauschii subsp. strangulata, 3149 nucleotides long. Its product is annotated as alpha,alpha-trehalose-phosphate synthase [UDP-forming] 6. The record is from RefSeq and is a predicted model, not a curated record. Gene Ontology annotation, biological process: trehalose biosynthetic process. Gene Ontology annotation, cellular component: cytosol. Gene Ontology annotation, molecular function: trehalose-phosphatase activity. Lineage: Eukaryota; Viridiplantae; Streptophyta; Magnoliopsida; Poales; Poaceae.
AGACACACACCCACCCCAGCCCCGCCCCCAGGUCGGUCAGGUGGAUGCCUUGUUGUUGCUGAAGCCCAGCCAGGCCUCGGCACCUCCCCACAAUCCACUCUCCGCUUCAACAGUCCCGCGAGGAACUGCGUGCCAAAAUAUCGGCGGCUCCGUUCUUCCUCCUUCGGUGAUUCAAGCCCCAAUUCGCCCCAAAUCCGCCCCCCUUCUCGCGAAAUCCUGAAUCUUGCUCUCGCGAGAGGUAGCAGAAGGCGGCCAUGGUGUCCAGCUCCUACUCCAACCUGCUGGACCUGGCCACCGGCGCAGCGGACCAGGGGGCGGCGCCGGCCGCGCUCGGCGCGCUGCGGCGGCGCCUCCCGAGCGUGGUCACCACGCUGGGGCUCAUGGAGGACUCCCCGGCGUCGCCCUCCACGCCGUCCCCGGCGCCGCGCCCGCGCACCAUCGUCGUCGCCAACCACCUCCCGAUCCGGGCCCACCGCCCGGCGUCGCCGGAGGAGCCGUGGACCUUCUCCUGGGACGAGGACUCGCUGCUCCGCCACCUGCAGAAGAGCUCCUCCUCCCCCUCCAUGGAGUUCAUCUACAUCGGCUGCCUCCGCGAGGACGUGCCGGUCCCCGAGCAGGACGCCGUGGCGCAGGCGCUCCUCGACUCCUACAACUGCGUGCCGGCCUUCCUCCCCGCCGACACCGCCGCGCGCUACUACCACGGCUUCUGCAAGCAGCACCUCUGGCCGCUCUUCCACUACAUGCUGCCGCUGUCCCCGGACCUCGGCGGCCGCUUCGACCGCCUGCUCUGGCAGGCCUACGUCUCCGCCAACAAGGUGUUCGCCGACAAGGUGCUGGAGGUGAUCAACCCGGACGACGACUUCGUGUGGGUGCACGACUACCACCUCAUGGUGCUCCCCACCUUCCUCCGCAAGCGCUUCAACCGCAUCAAGCUCGGCUUCUUCCUCCACUCGCCCUUCCCCUCCUCCGAGAUCUACAAGACGCUGCCCGUGCGGGAGGAGCUCCUCCGCGCGCUCCUCAACUCCGACCUCAUCGGCUUCCACACCUUCGACUACGCCCGCCACUUCCUCUCCUGCUGCGGCCGGAUGCUGGGCCUCCCCUACGAGUCCAAGCGCGGCCACAUUUGCCUCGAGUACUACGGCCGCACCGUCAGCAUCAAGAUCCUGCCCGUCGGGGUCUACAUGGAGCAGCUCAACGCGGUGCUCGCCUUGCCGGAGACGGAGGCCAAGGUCGCGGAGCUCAUGGAGACCUACACCGGCAACGGCAGGGUCGUCAUGCUCGGCGUCGACGACAUGGACAUAUUCAAGGGGAUCAGCCUGAAGCUGCUCGCCAUGGAGGAGCUGCUGGGGCAGCACCCCGAGUGGCGGGGCAAGCUGGUGCUGGUGCAGGUCGCGAACCCGGCGAGGGGCCGGGGCAAGGACGUCGCCGGCGUGCAGGAGGAGACCUAUGCCAUGGUGAAGAGGAUCAACGAGGCGUACGGCGCGCCGGGGUACGAGCCGGUGGUGCUGAUUGACCAGCCGCUGCAGUUCUACGAGCGCGUCGCGUACUAUGUCAUUGCAGAGGUGUGCCUGGUGACCGCGGUCCGGGACGGCAUGAACCUGAUCCCCUAUGAGUACGUCGCCUCCCGGCAAGGCAACGACAAGCUGGACAGAAUACUGCGGCUGUGCAAGCCGGAGGAGAAGAAGAGCAUGCUGGUGGUGUCCGAGUUCAUCGGGUGCUCCCCGUCGCUCAGCGGCGCCAUAAGGGUGAACCCGUGGAACAUCGAGGCCGUGGCCGACGCCAUGGAGUGCGCCCUUGUGCUGCCUGAGAAGGAGAAGAAUCUGCGGCACGACAAGCACUACCGCUACGUGGAGAAGCACGACGUCGGCUACUGGGCCAACAGCUUCCUCCAGGACCUUGAGAGGACCUGCAAGGAUCACUCCAACCGGCGGUGCUGGGGAAUCGGUUUCGGCCUGCGGUUCAGGGUGGUCUCGCUUGACCUGAGCUUCAGAAAGCUUGCAAUGGAGCACAUUGUUCAGGCGUACAGGAGGUCGAAGACGCGCGCGAUUCUGCUGGACUACGACGGCACGCUGAUGCCGCAGGCGAUCAACAAGAGCCCCACUGCCAAAUCGGUCCAGAUACUCAACAGCUUGUGCCAGGACCAGAGGAAUGCGGUGUUCCUUUGCAGCGGGUUCAAACGCUGCACGCUCGACGAGUGGUUCCCUGCCGAGAACCUUGGCAUGGCAGCCGAGCACGGCUACUUCAUGAGGCUGAAGAGGGACGCGGAAUGGGAGACCUGCAUCCCACCCGCAGACUGCAGCUGGAUGCAGAUUGCACGGCCGGUCAUGGAGCUCUACACCGAGACGACGGACGGUUCGAUCAUCGAGGAGAGGGACACGGUGCUCGUCUGGAACUACGAGGACGCGGACCCCGACUUCGGGUCAUGCCAGGCCAAGGAGCUCGUCGACCACCUCGAGAGCGUGCUCACCAACGAGCCGGUGUCCGUGAAGAGCACCGUGCACUCCGUCGAAGCUAAGCCGCAGGGCGUGAGCAAGGGCCUGGUGGCGCGGCGCAUGCUGGCGGCGCUGCAGGAGAGGGGCAUGUGCCCGGACUUCGUCCUCUGCAUCGGGGACGACCGCUCCGACGAGGACAUGUUCCAGUUCAUCACCAGUGCUUCUUGCGCCGACUCGUUCGCGUCCACGGCGGAGGUCUUCGCCUGCACCGUCGGCCGCAAGCCCAGCAAGGCCAAGUACUACCUCGACGACACGGCGGAGGUCGUGAGACUGAUGCAGGGGCUGGCGUACGUCUCGGAGGAGCUCGCGCUGCAGAACCCCGCGCUGGGAGAGGAGGACCCCGAGGACCUGUGGUGCGUGGGCGAGCUGCAGUAGUAGGGAGUUGGAAUGAAGCGCAGGGGCAGCACAGCACAGGAGGAAGGCAUUGUCGUGUUGGCAACAGUCUGAGGAGGCUUCUGCAGCGUAGUUUAGGUGUACAUGAGCUAUGCUUUUCCUCGUAUUUGCUGCACUGCCGGUGGUUUGCUAUUAGUAGUAUGAGACUUGCUUUAGAGUGUUGUGACUUGUGAGCUCCGUUUGAAAACCUGGUAGUCUAGUUACCGCAACAGUAAUAAUGUCUCUCUGAAUGCCAUGGAAAAAUGCUAAUUUGUGCUGUUAAAA